CUAUCUAUCGUAGAUCUAUGACUCCUUGAUCUACAAUGUAGCUCUGCAUGAUUGUAGUUUUCCCCGUGCGACAUUUGUGAGUGACUGAUGAUGACCCUUUGUGUAACUCGAACUCUUGUGAUAAUGCGGAAGUACAAAGUAACUCAAUGAAGUGAAUGAUUAGUUGACGAGAGUGAACUCGAGUCGGACGGAAGUCGUUGCUCAUCGGAGGAGCGUUCUCUUGCGAGUCCUGGAGAGUGUGUAGGGAAAUAUCGUAGAUACGGACAGUCGUGUUACUCUCGCCCUGAGCGCCGUGCUUGAUCCGUUGGUCGGAGGACUUGGCGAAUGGAUGACAGCUGGAUAUGAGAGGUGCCGCCACACUCACCUUGGCGAUUCUGGCCUUCGUUUCUGGCUGCACAUCAGCGGAAACCUGCGGCUGUAGCGGCUAUGGAUGCUGCACGCAAUCUGGACCUCUGCUCUCAUCACCUAUCGGAAGCAGUGGACUGGUUGUGAGUGAGGAUGAUGGCACAAAGUCAGCAGUUCUGUCCGUGUGCAUCAAAUCUACCAUCAAGCCAGCACCGUCGUCAGCCAAUGCGGUAGUGUGGAGUACUACGGCCAGUGGAGGUAUAGGCAGCGGGAAGGCGAUCACCUCGCUGAGUGACAGCAGUGGCUGCUACUGGUCCAAUCUGACAGUGGAUAUCAGAGUAGUUGCUAAAGCAGUGGGGGUUUACACUGUCAACGUCACGACAUCUGCUGCAUCUUAUCAGAAAACUAUUCCUCUAAGAUUCGAAGGGAUGCCGGUGAUAAGUGCCAGUACCAAUUCCCAUUUGAAAAGCAGGGCAGUGGAGGAAGGGGAGGGGGCUCAGUUCGUGUGCGUAUUCCCACAGAAGAUCAACGGUGGUGUAACGUGGACACAGCCUUACAACCGCACACAUGGCGACAUCACCACUGAACAGGUGACCGAUGACGAGACCAGGACGACACUGACUAUCCCAGUUGUCACCACAAAUAUGACUGGCUUGUACUCAUGUUCGGCUUACAAGGCGAGCGGGGACCUGUCUUAUCUCACCUUUAACCUCACCGUUAGCCAAAAGAACAGCGCGAAUGCCUCCACGUCCUACACUCUCUUCAUCAUCGUCGGCGCGGCAGUGGGCGGCACAGGCCUCUUGCUGAUCAUAGUCAUGACGAUGGCUCGCUGCAUGGGCAGCAGCAAGAAACCAAGCCACCGUGGCCCCAGUAACGAUCUCCAGUGUCUGGAGAGUCAGCCGUCGGAAGGCUCUCGACAGGACGGCGACGGCAGCGGUAGUGGUGCUCAUGAGGCGGCCGGUAUUCGCCUAAGCCCAAUGCCGCUGGAACACACCACCAGCCUGGUAUCGCUGCAGCCCAAGUACAAUAACGACUACUCACCGCUGAGUGACCGCAAGGAACCGUCCGUGCACCAUCGUAAGCCGGGCGGUACUGGAAAAGCUGCACCGGACGUGGACGACGGCCCACAGCUGAUAGAGGAGGGCUCCUACAGUCUGUACGCAGAGAGCCAGAUGACCAACAAUCUCGCGAAUAUUGAUAAACUGGCGAACGGCAACAAAACCACCGACGCCGGCGCCCCGGACGACACCACCAGCGUAGCCUCUGGGUCGUACACGGGAGCAUAUGAGGAAUUCCCGCCGGCUGGGGAACCGACGGGUGACAAGAAGAUUGACGGCGUAGAAGAUGUAGCAAUGUACUGCGAUUACUCCGAGAUGAAGAAUAGCGCGUCAAAGUCGACCUUGAAACAGCUCGGCGCCGAUCAGGUUGUGGCGUUCAAGCAGGACACCGAGGGAGACGCAGGCGAUACUGAUAGUUGUGGCGGAAUGUACAGUGAACUGCCGAGCGAGUUCGUGGCAUCCAUAGUGGGCACGUCAGCCUCCAGCGCCGCUAUCACACCCAGUGCCAACCCACCUGCACUGCCACCGCAGAGGUCAAUGGUACGCAAGAGCAGUCAGAACGACCUGUACGCCGACGUGCCCCAGGGAUCGCCCGGGGGUCCCCUUGGCAACAACAGCAGUAGCGCUGUUGGUGGUCAUCGGCACCUGAAAGCUACCAAUAGCCUGGACUCCGUGCUGCAGGAGGCCGAGGAUCUGUACGCGGACGUGUCGCAGCGUGACCGAGCGCCGUUGCCAGGGACAACGCCGACGGGCCGGUCGUCGAGUCUCAAGACCAAGUCGGACGGCUGGAAAUCCGCAAAGGCCGCACUGCUGGGACACGCCCUGCCCACGUACGCCGUCACGGAGCGUCGUCAUGACGACCACGACGACGGCGAAGGUGAAGGCGAAUACAGUGACAUAGGGGAGCGUGCGAGAGCUGCCUUGGUGGCCGGCCCAAGCAAGGUGUCGUCGCCGCUGCCAGCUACCCCCAGCAUUGAUCAGUGGGCUGCGGACGCCGAACAAGGCAUGUACUCCGACGUGCCAGCCGAGCUGAAAUCCGGCACCAACGCCACCGCGAAGAACAUCCCGUCGUACGGUAUGUCGGAUGGCGGCGGCACUUACCAGGAUAUACACACCAGCAGGAAAAACCGCAAACCGUCCCCGUCUACCAAUGCCGUGGGCUACACCAGCAGCUUGAUGAACUUGAUAGACGAAAGCAAGAGCACCGCAUCGUGCUCGCAGCAAUCCGUGCGCACCAGUAAGAGCCUGCUGUCGUGCGGUUCAAACAAUAUCCUGGACGACUAUAGCACGGUCAUAAGGCCUGGUAACGAGAAGAACAGCCCAACAGCCGGUCGAAGACAAGACGGAAACAUUGGUGACGUUGAUGGUGAUGGAAUGUACGACACGAGCGACCAUGCAAAGUCCUCCAUGCCGCCCCUGGAAAAUGACCUCUAUGCGCACCUGGGCAACGAGUUGAGUGGGAAACCCGAUAGUUCGGAAGUGCACGAGGACGAGUACUCGACGCCCACGCGUCUGCUGGCUCAGACCCAGUCCGCCAUGUCCGUGUCUGCCCUAAUGUCGGACUCAGCCGAACAGAGCAACAGAUCGGUGGCCGUGGACUCGCCGGAUCAAAUGACCUACUCGAUGCCGUCCAUCGUCAGACGCAAGAAGAAGGAGAGCGCCAGCCCGGAGGUUCUCUCCCAGAAGCCAAGCAGUCUGGCUGCCAGUCCUGCAGCCGCUGCAUUUGUUGUUGGUGACGAUGUCACCGGAAGAGACGUGUACGCACAAGUAAACUCCUUCCCGAGAGUCGGCACUAUGCAGCAGAAAUCCAACCUCAAAGGGAAGUGAUUUCUGCCAUGCCGCUACGCUGCAACAUAGGUUUGUCAAGACCCUCGGUCCUCGUCGCUGCACCGUUUCCCUUUCAUAUCGCUUCUACUCUCAGUGGCACCUGUCCGUCUAUAUAGUACAAGUUCCGCCACGUUAACACGGGCAUUAACAAUGACAUUAACAUUGACACUGGCAUUGACAUUAACAUUGGCAUUGACAUUAACAUUAACAUUGGCAUUGACAUUAACAUUGGCAUUGACAUUAACAUGGACACGGCAUUAGCAGCUUUUAGACUACGCGACAGCUACUUGUUUCAAACAUGUGAAUUUGACGGCUGCUGGUUUUUUUACUAGAAAAUAUCUUUCAAAUAUCUUUCUAUAAAUCAAGCAGCAUAAUUAUGCAGAAAAGCCUCGGCUUACUCAGUUAGUUUCUAUAAACCUGAUUGCUUCACUUUACGUAUUGGCCUGCCGCAUCAAGCUACAUGUAUUGUCUGUACCUUGGCAGCCACGAUUGCAGAUUUGGCCCCGGGCACUGCUUCUACUGUUUCUGGUCUCGCUCUCAACUAGGUUCUAUGAGAGAGCUUGCUGGCGACGAACAGAACGCUAGCAGGUUCAUUUUUUUUGCCUGGCCUCCGCAUACUUGUCACGCGCGCGCGCGCGCACACACACAUACACAUACAUACAUACACACCAAUAAACUCGGUAUGGACGCACUUGACGUUCACUUGACCCGGCAACACAUGCAGUUGCGGACGCUCUUGACUUGAUAUAUUAUUUAUACACUUUUGUGUUUGAUACGCUUUCUCUCCCAUACCUUUCCAUAUUUCCUUUGGAAACUUUGAAAUCAAUGAUCAUGUCCCGUUUGCUUUUCAACCUUGCCAACCUAUUCCGGUUUUGUUUUCAACUAACUUGAAGUUGACACAGUCGAAAGCAACCUGUGAACUGAGCAGCAAGCCAGUCAUUGCAACAGAGCUGAUGUCUGUGCUCUGGAUCGUCAG
Molecule: messenger RNA, 4206 nt
Organism: Sycon ciliatum
Lineage: Eukaryota; Metazoa; Porifera; Calcarea; Leucosolenida; Sycettidae
Exons: 6
Coding region: 342-3230 (962 amino acids)
Source: RefSeq, a predicted model, not a curated record